ACCAGCAUUGCACUGGCUGUAGCGCUUCUUGCCGAGAUCUGUAGAGGAAAACAGCAGACAGAAAACGUCCCGGGGCGACCUUACCAAGAAAGGAAUAUAUGCAGGGUUGGUUUAAAGUGAACACGAAAAAAAGCAGGAAAGCUGAAUUUGAUGCAUCAGCUUGGGAACUUCGCCCUCACUAUGAGGGAUCUGAGCUGAUGCAGGGACACGAGUUAUUUUAAAUUAAUGUAUUAUACUGCAGCUUUGUAAGCAAUUAUAUUUUAUUUCGGGUUCCAGGGCAUUCGCUAAGUGGUACCAAUUUUAAUUGGAGAACUGGUGGCAGCAUAAUAUUCGUAAAUACAGCAUGGUUUCGAUAUUAAAUAAAAAAAUCCCAGCACUGUUUCUUGCGUGGAGCUGCUGUGUCCUGGCCGAAACAGUCUUCAUGAACUUCACUUUAGACAAUGAAGUGCACUCGAGUUUCAUCCACCGACGCUUGAAGAGCCAGGAGCGCCGGGAGAUGCAGCGUGAGAUCCUCUCCAUACUGGGGCUGCCGCACCGACCACGGCCUCACCUUCACGGCAAGAACAAUGCAGCACCGAUGUUCAUGCUGGACCUGUACAAUGCCAUGUCCACGGAAGGAGGCGAGGACGGCUACUCAUACCCUUACAAACCUGUCUUCACAACCCAAGGGCCACCUGUCGCGACGCUGCAGGACAGCAACUUCCUUAACGAUGCCGAUAUGGUCAUGAGCUUCGUCAACUUAGUGGAGCAUGACCGCGAGUUCCUGCCUGUGCGGCGGCAUCACCGUGAUUUCCGCUUCGACCUGUCACGGAUCCCUGAGGGUGAGGCCGUCACUGCCGCAGAGUUCCGCAUCUACAAGGACUUUGUGCACGAGCGCUUCGAGAACGAGACCUUCCGUGUCCGUGUUUACCAGGUGCUGGAGGAACAUUCAGACAGGGAAUCAGACUUGUUUCUCCUGGACUCGCGCGUCAUGUGGGCAGCAGAGGAAGGCUGGCUGGUGUUUGACAUCACCGCCACCAGCAAUCACUGGGUUCUCAACCCGGGUCGGAACCUUGGACUGCAGCUUUCAUUGGAGAGUGUAGACGGUCAGAGUGUGAACCCCCGAGUAGCAGGGCUCAUUGGCCGCAGUGGCCCCCAGAGCAAGCAGCCUUUCAUGGUGGCCUUCUUCAAAGCUACUGAGGUGCACAUCCGCAGCAUCCGCUCUGCUACCAACAAGCAGCGAAACCCCAACCGCACGAAGAACUCCAAAGGCCAGGAGGCACUCAGGGUCGCCAACCUGGCAGAGAAUAGCAGUGCUGAUCAGAAACAGGCCUGCAAGAAACAUGAACUCUACGUCAGCUUCAGAGAUCUGGGGUGGCAGGACUGGAUUAUUGCACCAGAGGGUUAUGCUGCUUACUACUGCGAGGGGGAAUGUGCCUUUCCUCUCAACUCCUACAUGAAUGCCACCAAUCACGCCAUUGUGCAGACACUGGUCCACUUCAUAAAUCCGGAGACUGUACCCAAGCCUUGCUGUGCUCCUACUCAGCUCCAUGCCAUCUCUGUACUCUACUUUGACGACAGCUCUAACGUCAUCCUGAAGAAAUACCGCAACAUGGUGGUGCGGGCCUGCGGCUGCCAUUGACCCCCCCCCCCCCUCCACCCGCAGAGCACACUUCUUUAGAAGGUUGGGCUGGCAGAGAGGUAAAGGAAAUGGACGCCUUCACACACGCAAGUCUCGACGACUCUCAUCUACCUGCCAGGCUGUCCAGCUAAUCUGCCUCCCUUUUUGUUCUCACAAACCAACACGGUCACAAGAACACAUUUCCAUCCUUUUUUUUUUUUUUUUUUUUUUUUUACAUCCUACACAUUUUGAAAGAAAGUCCCCCUAUGGAUAGCAGAGACCAUCGCAUCGUGUCACCCCAAAGAGAAACUGGAUUCAUUUGGGCCAAAGGAUGCUAACCGAUAUGCGCUGAAAGACCUGCGCAAGGAAGCCUUCUCACGACGACGCUUAAGAUGGAAUUCACUUACACGCAACCCUGUGUGGAUGCUAUGGAUGAAUGUGCUACCUGCCUAUUAGGAGACAGAGACAUACCUAGUGGGAGAGUCUAUGUGUCACCUUGUUGAUUGACCCAUUGCUGGAGGAGAUGAUAAGAAUCAGAAACAUAUCGGAAUUGUUUAUGGUCCCAGUGCCAGACACGAAGUAGAGGACAGAAAUCACAAGGCAUACAGGAGAAAGCGGGAUACACGUCUCUUUAUGUUGAAUUUACUGUUUUUCCAUUUCAUUUCUAUUUCAGUCAUCCAGCUGAAGUUUCCAUGCUUAAAAUACACAUGAAAGUCUUUCGCCCUCCUCCACUCCAUACCUCCAGAUAUAUUGAGACACGAAUCGAAGUCAUACUCUUUCUCCCUGUGCUUUCUACUGUGUACGAAAUGUUUAAAGACAUGAUUGUAUAAUGAUAGACAGCCAUGAGACUCUUGUUUUGGUCAGCAUUUUUCUGUUACCUUAGUGUGUUUUUUUUCCUGAUUUCAGUGACUAAAAGGCCAGGUGGAACAGUAGUUUAACCUCUUGUACAAUAUUUUGUAAAUAGUUCUUAAAUACAGAGAAAAUGUAUUUAUUUGCAGAUCAAGACAUGAAGGGGAAGGUAAUAUCAUCGGCAUUACACUUCGUACUGAAAUGUUUGUUUUCCUGUGUUUUAUUUUAAUUUUUUUUAAACAUAUCCAGUUCAUGUAGUGCUGAUACACUUAUUUAAUCAAAAUGGUUUAUGCUUCCUAGGACAAUGGCUAAUAAAAAUAGUGUUGCAACAUAUUGUGUGUCACAUACAGCUUACCACUUGGUGUCAGUUUGCAUUCUGUGAACAUUUACCAAAAAAAAAAAAGAAAAAUGAUUAAAACCAAUGGUUUUGUUAUGGGUCUUGGUUUUUAAAACAGCGAUGAUGUUGUGGGAUUCUCUGCAACUUUAAAUAUCAGAUUAUCUGAAAUUGCUCUGAAGUAGGAAGCUUGGGGUUGACUUUGAGGAAGUGAUGAAGUCUUAGUUAUGUCUUGAGAUUGUAAUGACUAAUAGCAUUUCAGUAUUUGCAAAAAAAAAAAAACCCUUUCAGACUUAAAGAAAACUGGAAAUGGAACAAUUCAGAUUUUUGUCAAAACCAGUAGUUUCCGAUAUUUAUGUCAGGUCAUUUCAGGAUUUUAUUUUCGCUCUGCUGUAAAGAUCCCACUUAUCCUAUUGAAGAGAAAUAUUUAUUGAGACCAUGUUAUGAGUGUAACAUUCCAAACGCUUGUCUUCCUUCAACAUUUUAGUGCAAGAGGUACUUCAAUAAAUAAGGAUGAAACA
This is a messenger RNA of Brienomyrus brachyistius, 3304 nucleotides long. RefSeq names its product bone morphogenetic protein 7b (gene bmp7b). The record is from RefSeq and is a predicted model, not a curated record. Gene Ontology annotation, cellular component: extracellular region. Gene Ontology annotation, molecular function: growth factor activity; cytokine activity. The coding region runs from base 344 to 1621 and encodes 425 amino acids. Gene Ontology annotation, biological process: SMAD protein signal transduction. Lineage: Eukaryota; Metazoa; Chordata; Actinopteri; Osteoglossiformes; Mormyridae. The transcript is spliced from 7 exons.